Molecule: messenger RNA, 1197 nt
Organism: Vanessa atalanta (red admiral)
Lineage: Eukaryota; Metazoa; Arthropoda; Insecta; Lepidoptera; Nymphalidae
Gene: mRpL44
Product: 39S ribosomal protein L44, mitochondrial
Exons: 6
Coding region: 173-1141 (322 amino acids)
Biological process (GO): RNA processing
Molecular function (GO): ribonuclease III activity; double-stranded RNA binding
Source: RefSeq, a predicted model, not a curated record
CAAACACAAGUUCUCAACUUGAAAUUGAGCUGAAAUUAAAUAACAUAACCUAUCAAAUUUAUAUUCAUUUAUAAUUAUUGUUAGAUUACAACAACAGUAUAAGUAUAUGGUGUUUGUGCAAAGCCAUGUUAAUUUUUCAGUAACAUUCAUAGGUGCAUUAUUAUAACUAAAAAUGGCAUUUGUAAGACGUUUUACACCCUUAUUAGCUAAAACUUUUUUGAAUAUUCCUAUCAAUACACAGGGUCGGAGGAUACAUCGUUGGGUAUCACCAACCUUAAUAGAAUUAAAAUAUCGUGAAAAAAAGCAAGGCGGAAAAGUAAUAAACCCCAGAAACACAUUCUUAGAAUGGAAUUUAGAAGCCGAACUAUACGCGUUUGGAAAGCGUCUCAAUGAAGAUUUUGAUUCGGAUCUUUUACUUCAAGCUUUUACAGAUCGCUCCUAUGUAAUUAAAGAGGAAAUGAAGCAAAAAGAGAUGGAAUUUGAUUUAAAAAUGAAAGAUAACAGAGAGUUGGUUAAAGAAGGUGAAAAAUUUAUGGAAGAAUAUAUUAAACUUUACUUGGAAGCAGUUUUACCUAAGUUUCCAGUGGAAGGCAUAGUUGGUAUAAAAAAUCAUCUCAUGAGUGAGAGUGUCCUUGCCAAUAUAUCCUUGCACCUCGGCACAAAAGACAUCAUAUUAGCUGCUGAUUAUCCUGUUGAACAUCAAAUACUAGCAAAUACAUUCAAAGCUCUAGUUGGAGCCUUAUUACAAUCAUCAGGUGAUGAACAAACUGGACAUUUUGUAAGGGAUUUUGUGAUCACACAGUUACAAGGUCAAGAUAUUAACGAUUACUGGCACAUUGAAGAUCCUUGGACAAUGCUGACUGAUUUGAUAUCUAAAACGGGCAGUGAAUUAGAACCCAGGCUGAUUGGUGAAGUUGGAAAGAAUACCUUACUUGCCUGUUAUAGAGUUGGUCUUUAUUUGGAUAAGAAAAUGUUAUCUUCAGGCUUUGGUGAAACAGUAGCAACAGCAAAAGAAAUGGCUGCAAGGGAAGCUUUGAAAAAGAUUUUCGCCACGGAAGAAAAUAUGUAUCCAAUAAAUUUCAAAUUAAAUGGAAUACCAAAAUCAACAUCAGAUUUAAGAUACAAAAUAUCUGCAAAUUGAUUUAAGCCAAAUAGUGUACGUAGAAUAAGGUAAUAAUAAUAAAAAUCAUAACAUAA